AACUUCGACGCCGCCACAUACCCCGUCACGACCAUCCACGACUGCGAUCAACGUUUUGUCCUCCUGCGACCGACCUAGAGCCUUACGAGCGUCGAGUUUUCGAACGGCCCUCCCCAUCUGCGUCUUCUUCCCCUCACCCCGAAGAAGUCCAUCUCCCCUCCUCGUUGAGUCCAUCAACGAAGCGGUCAUCUUUCGCACCUCUACACACAUAUCACAGACAUGGCUCUCAAGCGCAUCAACAAGGAGCUGACUGACCUCGGCCGGUGAGAACCCCGGACCCCCCCUGUGCCUCGUGAGGGUGUUUGGAGCCCAAGUGUGAGGUGGGGCUGAGUUUGAGCGGGGUCUUUUUUUGCGGGUGGCUUCGAGAGACUCGAGCGACGCUCGUGACCGCAAUGCCCUCGGAACACAAGCUGGGAUGCCCUCGCGAUGCAGUGAUUCUUUUGCAAGAUUAAAAUCGACUGACCUCUCAUCUAGUGACCCGCCGUCGUCUUGCUCCGCUGGACCUGUUGGCGAGGACCUGUUUCACUGGCAAGCAACUAUCAUGGGACCUGGCGAGUCGCCGUACUCUGGUGGUGUCUUCUUCCUUGCCAUCCACUUCCCUACCGACUACCCCUUCAAGCCGCCCAAGGUCAACUUCACGACUCGCAUCUACCAUCCCAACAUCAAUUCUAAUGGCAGCAUCUGUCUGGAUAUCUUGAGGGACCAGUGGAGCCCGGCCCUGACCAUUAGUAAAGUCCUUCUUUCCAUCUGCUCCAUGUUGACAGACCCCAACCCCGACGACCCCCUUGUGCCUGAGAUCGCCCAUGUGUACAAGACGGACCGACCACGAUACGAGGCCACAGCUAGGGAGUGGACCCGGAAGUACGCUGUCUAG
Purpureocillium takamizusanense is the source of this 874-nucleotide messenger RNA. RefSeq names its product E2 ubiquitin-conjugating enzyme (gene UBC4). The coding region runs from base 416 to 874 and encodes 152 amino acids. NCBI's taxonomy places the organism in Eukaryota, Fungi, Ascomycota, Sordariomycetes, Hypocreales, Ophiocordycipitaceae. Gene Ontology annotation, molecular function: ubiquitin conjugating enzyme activity. Gene Ontology annotation, cellular component: nucleus. Gene Ontology annotation, biological process: ubiquitin-dependent protein catabolic process; protein polyubiquitination. The record is from RefSeq and is a predicted model, not a curated record. The transcript has 5 exons.